Molecule: messenger RNA, 1074 nt
Organism: Durotheca rogersii
Lineage: Eukaryota; Fungi; Ascomycota; Sordariomycetes; Xylariales; Xylariaceae
Product: methyltransferase
Exons: 6
Coding region: 1-1074 (357 amino acids)
Source: RefSeq, a predicted model, not a curated record
AUGAACAUCGACUGGCUCCUGGACGGGGGGUACCUGCCGCACGCGGUGAUCCGGGUAGGGAUCCGGCGGCAGCUAGCGCAGCGGCUGGCGGAGAUCGCGCCGGCGGCCUCGGCCAGGGCCGGUGCGAGCCCGCGCGAGGCCGCGUACGAGCGCAAGGCGGCGUUCGUGGCGGGGCUGCGGGCGCGCCCCGUCGCCGAGCACACCGCGGCCGCCAACGCGCAGCACUACGAGGUGGCGGCGGGCGCGCUGCGGGGCAUGCUCGGGCCGCGCAUGAAGUACUCGUGCUGCCUGUACUCGGGCGUGGGCGAGGACAGCCUCGAGCGCGCCGAGGCCGCCAUGCUGCGCCUGUACGUCGAGCGCGCCGGCCUGCGCGACGGCAUGCGCAUCCUGGAUCUCGGCUGCGGCUGGGGCUCCGCCGCCCUGUACCUCGCCGCCGCGUUCCCCCGCUCCCAGAUCACGGCCUUCUCCAAUUCGCGCUCCCAGAAGGCGCACAUCGACGCCGAGGCCGCCGCCGCCGGCCUCGCGAACGUGACCGUCGUCACCGGCGACGUCGUCGACUACGAGUUCGAGCCCGAGAGCUUCGACCGCGUCGUUUCUAUCGAACUAUUCGAGCACAUGAAAAACUACGAGCUGCUCAUGGCGAAAAUCGCGAGAGCCCUGAAGCCAGGCGGCGAGCUGUUCGUGCAUAUCUUCGCCCACAAGGAUACCCCGUAUGACUAUGAAGAAGGAUGGAUGACGACGCACUUCUUCACCGGUGGCACUAUGCCAUCGGCAGAUCUGCUGUUAUACUUCCAGAGAGACCUUCGCAUAAAGCAGCAGUGGUGGGUGAACGGCAACCACUACUCAAAGACGUGCGAGCAUUGGCUUUCCAAUUUGAUAGCCAACAAGAAGCAGAUAUGGCCUUAUCUAGUGGAGACGUACGGCGAGCAGGACGCGAGCGUAUGGUACAAUCGAUGGCAGGUCUUCUACAUGGCUUGCUCGGAAUUGUUCGCCUACGAGGGUGGGGACACCUGGGGAGUUGCCCACUAUCUAUUUGAGAAGCCGAAGUCGUCGACAGAAACAGUCAAGCAGUAG